AUGUCUCCAAAUGAGCAGGCCAUGAAGCCAACAACUAGUCCAAAUUCCAAGAUCAAGGCGAGAGACAAGGAGAGAGAGAAGAGAGUCAAAAUGGUACCCAAGCAGCAGACGGAACGCCUCAAGACAGUCGUUCGUAGGUUACCGCCCAAUCUCCCCGAGGACAUCUUCUGGCAGAGUGUCCAGCAGUGGGUCACGGCCGAAACGGCUACGUGGAAAUCUUAUCACCAGGGCAAGUUCAGAAAACGGUUGAACAAGGAAAAUAUACCUUCGCGCGCAUACAUUGUGUUUAAGGACGAGGAGCUUUUGGCAAACUUCAGUAGGGAAUACGACGGACAUCUAUUUAGAGAUAAAGCAGGUAACGAGUCCGUCGCCGUGGUGGAGUUCGCUCCAUUUCAAAAAGUACCAUCUGAGAAGAAAAAGGCGGACGGGAGGAUGGGAACAAUCGAGAAAGACGAAGAUUACGUCUCAUUUCUGGCAUCUUUGCAAGAUGGGUCUGCGAAGCAAUCUGAUAUAGACAAUUAUGAUCAACUACUCGCUGCAUCACAGCCUCCUCCUCAACCUACCACUACCCCCUUAUUGGAGGCGUUGAAGGCUGAGAAGUCUGCGCUGAAGGACAAGGAGGCGAUCCUCCGAAACCAUGCACACUACAAGGACCACAAUCCAGCGCAAAGUGCAUCGGCGAAAAAAGACGACGCAAAGAAGAAAAGUGCUGCUACUCCUGGCCCCGCGACUGCCACCAAACAUGCCGAGGCUCAGGGGAACAAGAAGUCCACGAAGAAGCCUGCCGCUGUGGGGAAAGCAGCGCAUCAGCACCAACCUCAGCAGUCUGCCUCGUCCAACGCGCCUGCUCACGGAGUUGCUACAGGUGCGCAGCCGAAGGUACAAUCGACGCCAGCAACCCCACCCAAGGCACCGCGUCCUCCACGCGAGCGUCAUCCCAAACCCCCUGUUCCCUUAGCCGCACCAACAGGCCCCUCCGCGCCCACUGCACACAGCUCUGAAGGCGUAUCAACAGCCCAGACCGACUCUUCAGCGGCCGCUCCACCUGCUGCAACUCGCCGCGUGCGUCCUAUGCUGGGCCUCGGUUCGCGUCAGUUCGAGGCUGCACUCAGCGGUGCAGGGAUGCCCGUCAGUAGCGGCGAGCGGCGGCCCCGCAGAGAACGCGAGAAGGAGAAAGCCAAGGAGAAAGAGUCCAACGACAUAGUCUCAGCUACUCCUACUGGCGCUGCAGACACUCAUGUCAAGGGCCCUAGCAGACCACGGGAGGAGCGGCGCGGCGCAUCGAGCGCUCCCAGCUCGCAGCGGGUUCCAUCCAAUAGAGCUGCCCCUCCGGCGCCGUUGAUCAUGCAGCGCGACGGACAGCCUACACCGCCAAAGAUCCUUGGGACUUCAGCCGGUGGCGAGUCUGUUCAUGGGCAUGAGGAAGCCACCAGUCCUAGAAGCGGGGGAAGACCGAGAGGAAGGGGUCGUGGUCGAGGUGGUGCUAGAGGUGGCGGGUAG
Fibroporia radiculosa is the source of this 1500-nucleotide messenger RNA. RefSeq lists its product as uncharacterized. Gene Ontology annotation, cellular component: nucleolus; cytoplasm. The transcript has 5 exons. Gene Ontology annotation, biological process: nuclear-transcribed mRNA catabolic process, nonsense-mediated decay; positive regulation of translation. Gene Ontology annotation, molecular function: mRNA binding. Bases 1 to 1500 code for a protein of 499 amino acids. The record is from RefSeq and is a predicted model, not a curated record. NCBI's taxonomy places the organism in Eukaryota, Fungi, Basidiomycota, Agaricomycetes, Polyporales, Fibroporiaceae.